Messenger RNA from Plectropomus leopardus (leopard coralgrouper), 5270 nucleotides. Lineage: Eukaryota; Metazoa; Chordata; Actinopteri; Perciformes; Serranidae. The record is from RefSeq and is a predicted model, not a curated record.
AUGGGAGUCGAAGGCUGCACCAAAUGCAUCAAGUACAUGCUUUUCUUCUUCAACUUCAUCUUUUGGCUUGCAGGAGGUGUAAUCCUGGGCGUGGCCCUGUGGUUGAGACACGACCCCAAGACCAGCAACCUGCUGGAGCUGGAAUUUGAUGGAACCCACGCCCCCAGCACCUUCUACAUCAAUUACAGCUAUCCUGAGGCAAAGACCUUCUCCCACACCCUCGGUUUCAGUUCCAGAUCCAUGAUAAACACACCCAGCCGCAUCAUGUCUGUGCCUACGGCCCCUCUGCGCUCCUCUGGUUUCUCCUCUCGCUCCGCUGUGGAAACCAGUUCCAGGGUGAGCCACAGAGGACCCAGCGUGGUCCACAGCAGUUUCCAGUCCUCCCAGACCCACAGCCGAAGCAAACGCUCAAAGUCACUCUGCCAGGCAGACCAGGAGGCCGUUCCUCUCACUGUGGUGGUCCCUCCAGAGACCGCCCCCUGCUCGAUCACUGUGCCUCCCCCCGGCACCCUGAGGCGCAGCCUCAGCGGGACGCUGGCUCCUGACAGGGGCUACUGGCAGGAGGAGGAGCCACCGUGUCAGUACACCUACAAAGGCCCCUCCCACCGCACCAUCAGCCGCAUCACCAACCGACAGCAGCAUUACCAGCAGCAGAGCUCCGCCUUCGGACAGGAGGGCUGGGCGGGGACCCUCAGGGCGGUCCCCAUAGCAGGGGACGGCUGGGGGACACAGUGGCAGCAGCAUGUGUCCAGAGCCAACCAUACGCUGGGGACAGGGCAGCACCAAGCCUCCCUCCACCGGGCCGCCUCGCUCCGCAGUUUGAGGAGCGUCGGGAAAGGAGUGGAUGUGUUGGAUGGAGCGUCGAUACACAGCAAUGACCCGCUGGAGAAUUUGCAGAGUCUGGACAUGCCUACAGCUGUCAGAUAUCUGUCUGAGUCAGACACCGCCUUGCAGAUUCUGGGAGCUUCAUACAUUCAACAUCAGUGUUACCAUAGCAACGAUGCUAAAAACCAGGUCCGCGCUCUGCAUGGCGUUCCUGCUCUCGUUGAGCUUUUCUCCAGCGACAACCAAGACGUGCAGCGUUAUGCCACAGGCGCCACACGUAACCUGAUCUACGAGAAUGCUGAAAACAAGGUGGCGCUCAUCGAUGCCGGUGGAGUGAUGCGGCUCGUCGGCAUCCUGAGCAAACACGACGAGGAGCUCCGAAAGACCAUCACAGGUGUCCUGUGGAAUCUGUCCUCCAGAGACAACCUGAAGGAGAAACUGUCCAAAGAAGCUUUAUCAGAGCUGACUGAGAAAGUACUGGUUCCUCUGUGCAGCAGCUUCCCACUGAGCCCGUCUGAGCGAGACAUCUUCUACAACACCAGCGGCUGCCUCAGGAACUUGAGUUCAGUGAAUGAGAGGACGAGACAGAAGAUGAGAGACAUGCGAGGCCUGGUGGACUCCCUGGUGUCCUACAUUCAACAGGAGGACCGGGCAGAUGACAAGGGUUUGGAGAAUUGUUUGUGUGUGAUGAGGAAUCUGUCGUACCAGCUGUACACGGAGCUUCCUCCCUCCGUCCGUCUGCGUCUGGAGGGCCAAACGAGAGCUUCCGCCUCCAGGGAGAGUGACGCCAUCGGCUGCUUUACUCUGUACAACAAAAAAAACAAUGAGCGAAACCAGAAUCUGUCCAUUCUGUCGGAGGUGUCCCGACAACCUAAGGGGGCAGAGUGGCUUUGGCACCCUCAGGUGGUGGGACUGUACAAGCAUGUUCUGCAGAACAGCGACAGCAGCUCCACCAGCCGCGAAGCUGCCAUCGGAGCGCUGCAAAAUAUCACUGCAGGAGAAGGCAGGUGGCCAUCAGUGCUGAGUAAUGUGGUGGUGGAGCAGGAGAGGAUGCUGCCCAUCCUGCUGGAUCUGUUAGACACCAACAGUGACGUGGAGCUGAGGCCUCUGACCGGCCUGCUGAGAAAUCUGGCCAGACACUCCACCAACAAAGACCACAUCGCUAAAAACAUGGUGAACAUACUGGUGUCCAAGCUUCCCAGUGAUGGCCUUCAGAAAACGCCAUCCAGCGAGGUGGUGGUCAACAUCUGUGGAGCCCUCAAUCACCUGGUCACCUGCAGUUCCCUGGCAGCCCGUGACAUCUCAUACUUCAACGGCCUGCCGAAACUGGUGGGCAUCAAGACAUCUCAUGAUAACAGCCCCGGGAGUCUGAAAGCUGCCAGAGCGGCCUCAACUGUCCUCUGCAACAUGUUCCAGUACAACAAACUACACAAAGACUACAAACUGAAAGGAUUUGCCAGACGAGACUUCACAGAUGUCACCAUCUAGGCUGCAGCACGUUACACGAUUCGUUCUGAGCUUCAGGAUGGAGGUUGCUUUGAGGAAGACGAGGAGCAUCAGAGUGAUUUAAUGAGCAGAUUUUCUGACUGUGAUGGACCAACAGGAAGUGAAACAUGGACCGGAGCCGAUCGAACGAUGGACGUAAAGUUCGUCCUCUUUCAGGUGGCUGCGUGUUUGACAUGGCUUUCAGAAGAGAGCCAGCAGUGAUGACGGGAACUCGAUGGUUUCCACACAUACAGUGGACUUCACCCCCGAAACUACCGUGCUCUGUGUGUUUUAGGGUUUGACUGAUGACUAACGGUGCUGAUAGCUGAUGCGUGAUGAUGCCCGCAUUAGAGAGAGACAGAUAAGUGCCUUGUAAUGUUUAGUUCAUGGUUAGAUAGAUACUGACUGACCCGCCGUGUCACUUUAGUCCAGACUGGAACGUCUUGACGAUUAUUGGAUGAAUUUCAGUGUUGCCAGAUUGGAAAUGUUAAACCACCAGAGGCUCAAAAUUAUUGCAUUUUGAGAAAAACUUUCGUACGCCGGUCACAAUCAUGACAACGAAUAGGUUAAAUUUAUAACUUUAGUAAACGCGUAUUUAAACGAAUUUUGACUACAAAUCUACCCACCGCCUCAGAGAGAAGCUAUUUCAGUCUGUAAGGCUUAACCCACAGCUGACGUCAGGUGUUUUUGUCCAGCAUGCUGGCGUAGCGUUGGCUGUGAGGAGAUCAUGUGAGAAGUGACACGGAAACACAGAUGUAGGAGCCAGAAAAUGAAUGAAAAUGAAAUGUGUGAACUAAACUAAGUGCCUAUUGUAAGUGUCGCAAUGGUCAAAUUGUCGUACAUUACGGCGAUUUUGGAAGUUUUGAUCGCACAGAGGGCAAAAUUAUCGUAUAAAUACGAUAAUUAUCGUGCAUCUGGCAACACUGAUGGAUUCCCAGAUUCCAGGCCUGAAUUAUUAACCCAGAUUCCUGACUUUGUGACUGAAAAUUUUUCACUCGUCCUAAACUUUUCCUGCAAAACUGGAGACAUUCCCAUCAGGCUCAGCUGUACCGUGUUUAGCGCUAACCAGCAAAUGUUAGCAUACUAACACGCUAAUCUAAGGGUGCUUUCACACCUGUAGUUCAUUCAUUUGGUCCAGACCAGGUGGAAAAAAUGAUAAUUGUUGCAUUUUAGUUAUGAUUUGGUUCCUGCGCACACAGAUUUUUUUCCAAACAAACCAAGAGGAGAAAUCGUGAGGUUCUAGCGUUUUGGCGUUUGUCAUCCCGCAUCAUCAGGACCCACGUGGGGAAAUCAAUGACAGGUGACUGACAGACGAUUAUCCAGAAGCAUUUUAAUGCUUAUAGAGUGUUUAUCUUUAUGUUCUUUGGUGUCACAAUAAGUGACACCAAAGAAAUAAAGAAAUAACUAAUUGUAAGCACUAUAAGUCGGCUAUUAUUGGACUGCAAAUUGAUCGCAUGUUAUCUGGCCAUGUGGGUGCACUGAGACCCUGCAUUGCUUUGCUGUGAUGCACACACAUAACAAAAAAAUAAAUCAUAAAACUUUAUAAACUCUGCAUAUAUUUUCCACUUAGGGCUGGGCGAUAUGGCCUUAAAAUAAAAUGUGUGAUUUCUUUUUUUUCACACUAAACUGGAUUUACGAUUUUAGAUGAUUUUUUUCUCUCAUAAAAACAAACUACAAGUGACAAAGAAAUUACCCAGAACAAAAUUUGCUUUGACUUUAGCAAUAAAAAUUAACUAAAGGCAAACUGAAAAAUGUAGAGGGCCGCACGUCAGUUUUGCAUCUGAAACAGUGGCGUAUUGAAAGCGACCAAUUCUGAAAUCAUACAACCGUCGUUCGACAUUAGUUCCAUCUUAACAAAUAAUGUUAUUGGCUGUUUUCAAAUUACUGGAGUUCUGUUGUUGUGGAGUUAAACGAUCGCCUCCUGCUCUCGUCUUUUCACAUGUACACUUGUACAGAUGAGGCAGGGUGACUUCAACAAAGUACUUGCGGCGUGGUAGCACAUGCCUGGGUGGAUAGUUUUCAGCAUGUGGAUAAACCCAGGCUUUUCCACUGUUUAACCGUAUCGUUCGUGAUGUGCACUGCGAUUGCAUCACUGUUUGUGGGCUGACGGUUUCGUGCGUCUCGGUGUGAGACACACUGCUGCCCUUUAGUUGCAACAGCCUUUAAACAAACUUUGCAGCGGACUGUAGUGUAUUUGAGAUCUGGCAAAGCAAAACCGAACCAGACGGCACCUUUUUUGGGAAUGUACUCAACGUUAUCAUUAACGCUUGCUGUCAUGUUGUCCUCUGUGUGUAUCUCUAGGAGGUAGAGGCGGAGGGAGGGCGCUGCCCAAACAGAGCGACUGAGGAAGUUGAAGAGAAAAUCUAGGUUUGAAUUUUAAAAAUCAAAAUAAAUCAUACAUUAAAAGCAAUUAAAUUAAGAAUGAUAUAUCGAUUUAUCGCCCAGCCCUAUUACCACUACAGAACAUUUUUUAGCAGCUGCUUUACAGAGGCACGCGUCUGCAUUACCUGCGACCAGGACCACGUUAAUCAGGUUUUUAUUUGACGGCUGCAGAGCGAGUUCUGCAGUGAUACUGAUAACAGACCAGUAAGACGUUCCUGUCCUACUGUUGAACGCAGAUAUGUUUUAAUAACCUUAAAUUUUUUUAAAAACUUGGCUCAGCAUCUGUCUGUAUUUAUAAUUGUAAUACUUACGUAGAGGAACCGAACAGCGUAGGUGUGAAAGCACCCUAAGAAGAUGAGCAUGCUGAACGUCAUCUGCUAAACAUCACCGUGUUAGUGUUGUCAUGGUGAGCGUGUUUGCAUGCUGACAUUUGCAUUUAAAUUCCUAUGUACAUAACAGCUUAAAAAAGUAGCGAGCAUGACUGUUUAACAAAUUCAGAUGUUUUUUCUUUCUUUCAGAUGUUAACCGACAAACUUCUGUGUAGAAAAUUUCAUUAAAGAAGUAUUUCAUUGUGGAAA